CACAAAGUCACGCACGCGCAGUACAGUGCUGGUAGUGAGUCGUCUCGCGCAGCUCACGCGGGUCAGACGUGUGUUGACCACUCGCCGCAAUGAAGCUGCCGAUCUCGUUGGUAGUGCUAGCAGUGCUCAGCCAUGCUGCAGCGGUCUCCGUGGCCCAGACCUCGGACACCAAGCCCAAGGACCCCAGCCCGACCAGCAAGAGGGAGCUCCAGGAAGGAAACUUUGGAGACCGUAAACCUAAGGAUAUUGCACCUAAAUUCGCUUCCAAUGAGGCAGCUUCGAAAGCCGACUAUGAGAAGCAACUGAAAGAGCUAAUUUCUGAGCAGUCCCCGGAACAACAAGUGUUCGGAGUGCGGUUGCCCCCUAUAAGCAAGAUAUCCGAUGUGCUGAGUGGACAGGGUCCCUCCUUCGAGGCAGCGCUCGCUAAACACCUAUACUCGCCGAUAUCCGUGUACCAUACCAGGCUAGCGUCACCAACAUCAUUCGAGGUGCAGGAACCAGCAGCAUCGCAGGUGGCCUACCCAACAUAUAAAUCCCAGAAGGCAGACACCGAUACCCAGCAGAGACAACCCUCACCACAGACAGCAGACUUUCCCAGCAUCGCUCUGUACUCUGUAAAGCAACCGAGAGUUCGCUUGGAAUCCUACCCUUCUGCAAUGGACCCUGGAUUCCCUCGAGUGCACCCAAAUUUACCCCAAGAACUUUACCAACCUCAGUCAAUUCUCAAGCAACCAAUGUCCUCAAUAUUCCCAAUUUACGAUCAACUGGGACCUAUAAGAUACCAAGGCCAUGUGGUUCCUGCCCAAUAUGUUCACCAAAACAGAAUAUACCAGUUCAUCCCCAUUAAUCCUGCAUAUAACUACGGUGAGGCCGCAGAUAACCGAGAGAAAGGUUUCCCGAAUCAAGAAAACAGUCAAGAAUUGAAAGCAGAAACGACAGAGAGAGCUCAAACACAGAAUGAAAUAUCUACACCUAAACAGGGUUACUACGUUCAUCCAAAUGGUGCUAUUAGUUUUGCGAGUUUCUCUCAAAACUUACCAAUCCACGCGCAGUACGAAACAGUGAUGCAGGCUCCACCAAACAAUGUUCAUUAUGCUCAGCCUGAAGACAUGACUCCAGUCCAGCUUGCACAGUUAGCGGCGCAACAUCGGCCUGCAGCCACUCAGCAACACCAACAUAAAUUAGUUCCAGUGAAACAAGGCAGUUUCCAGUAUCCACAAAUAUUCAAAAAAAUCAUUCAGGAACAACAAAAAUAUGGCCAGCCGGCAUAUCCACCGAUACGUCAGUUUAUAAGCUACAAACAACAUAUCAUUCCAAGUCAGGCAGACGUUGUGAAUGAACUUCCACCGCAAUUACUUUUUCAAAAUUCCCGACCAGUAACUAAAGAUCAAAUUAUUGAAAUACCUGCAUUUAAACCGUUACCUCAGUCAGUCCUUACUGCAGAUUCCUAUUUCCCACAAACAAGCUCACCAUCGCCUAAAGAUUCGGAACCAAGACCGUACAAUUACGAUGAACAAUCCACUCCACAACCUACAAACCACAUUGACCAGCCGAUAGCACCGGUAUUGCCUCAGCGCCAGCACACUCCCUUGCCUCCAUUGAAACCAAACUAUAGCAAGUUUGUUAAACCUUUGAAGCCUGCUCGUACCACGUCAAUAUUCUUACCGACAACCUUGCAACCUGUUCCAACAACCACCGAGAGCGCCCAGUCCCAUACAGACCAACAUGUUUCAUCAACGACCGUACAACCUGCGUUUAAUAAUCAAGAUGAGUCGAAAGAAAACAUCCUGCAGAAAACUAAUUCAGAGUCACAAACACCACAGCCGCUAGGACUCGAAGACAAUCCUGAUUUUCUGCCAGCGUCAGUUUUACCUCUAAUAAGAUCAACAACAUACAAGCCGUCAUUUUUGCAUGAUGAGCACUCUACGCCACAACCUCAACAGCGACAAAUUCAAUCAGCUGGGACACCACCACGACAUGAGGUAGUAAUCCAGAAACAGGAAAUUCAAGAAUUAUUUAUUGAUCCCUCUCCCCAACCUUCCAGCACACCACAGUACCCUCUCCAAGAACAUGAAGAACACCAACUGAAUUCUCAAGUACACCACCAGAUUUUCGAACAGUUGCAACCUCCACAAUUCCAACAAGAACUACAAGAGUUGCAUGCCCAACAGUACCGACACGCACCCCGUCAAUCAGGCUCUCCGCAACAACAGUUCGCGUCACAGCAGAUACAACCUCAACAAUAUGUGAUCUUGCAACAAGCUCACCCUCUCCAGCGUCACCUGGUCAAACCCGAUCAGUUGCAGAAUCAGCAGCCUGCAGAACAGUCUCAACAACAACAGACAAUAGAACAGAUUCAGUCCCAGCCUGAGCAAUACCAACAACAUAACCUAGAACCUAAAAACCAAGGUCAAGUAACCACCACCAACCCUGUUGAAGAAUCGAAACAGUCAUCAACGUCUGCAGACAAUGAACAUCAGCCAGAUUCUCAAGACCAACAACAGGCGAAUCCACAACUGACUACAGGGAAACCUGAAGAGCAGCCAGGGAAAGUAUCACAUUCUGGGAUCUCGUUACAAGCGUACCGGGGACCCGUGAUAUCAGGCAUUCAAGCGCUGUAUUCACCACCCCAUCAGUUCGUGGCGCAGCCGGAGUACGGCAUGGUGGAUGUGCCAGUCUACCCUGACGUGCAAUAUUUCGGCAAGUUUGCAGAAGCAUUAUUUAGGAAUCUUCAACAUUAAUGUCGGAUUAUGAUUAUCUUGACAGGUAGUAUCUUUAUUGUAGGCUUAAAAUUAUUAAAAAGAGGCUCGUUCGUUUACGAAAUACCAAAAAUGAAGAUUUCUAUGUUCUAGAAAUGGUUAAAUACUUUUUGUCAUAAAACGUUGAAGACUUUCGCCUGUAAAUAUGAUAUUAUGUGUAGGCUAUGUACAUAAAAUGUUAGUAUUAAUGUUGUUAGAUGUGGGAGAGCAUGCUCGACUGUGAUGCCAUAGUGUGUUUGUGUGUGUGUCUCGGUACGUAACUGAGACUUGUAUCGCUUUCUUUAUUAAAGUUGCGUAAAAUCUU
Molecule: messenger RNA, 3063 nt
Organism: Spodoptera frugiperda (fall armyworm)
Lineage: Eukaryota; Metazoa; Arthropoda; Insecta; Lepidoptera; Noctuidae
Exons: 6
Coding region: 90-2741 (883 amino acids)
Source: RefSeq, a predicted model, not a curated record